UAACAACAAAGUGUUAAUAUAAUACUUUAGGUUGAGUAUUACUGCUAAUUAAGAUGAAGCACCAACAAGUGAACGUGGACUACUGGACGAUGGGCAAAACGAUGAUGGUGUACGCGUUUCUGGCGGUGCUGGUGUGGCUCAUGUUGAGACUGUUCCAAGUGGCAUUCAUGCUGCCGCGGCGACUCCGAGCGCAGCAGUACAAUGUUCAGAACGCUUUGAAACAGCUUCAGGAGAGGUAUCCCGAUCUGAAUAUAACGCAAGAGGAAAUAGACAAUUUAGAGACUGACGUGGAAAAGAUGCUUAAUGAAGACGACGAUGAAAACAAAACAGAAGCAGAGAAAUCUAAAACCGCCGUUAUAGAAGAAAACAAGAAGGAAUUAUAAAUCAGAUGACGUAAACGACUUCUAAGAUUCCUAAGAGUCGCGACUCAUAUUAAGAAGAUUAAGAACCACAAUUAACAAAUUUGACCUAUACCUAGGUAUGGAUUUCAUAUUGAGUGACUA
Messenger RNA from Aricia agestis (brown argus), 503 nucleotides. RefSeq lists its product as uncharacterized. Lineage: Eukaryota; Metazoa; Arthropoda; Insecta; Lepidoptera; Lycaenidae. The transcript has 3 exons. The record is from RefSeq and is a predicted model, not a curated record. The coding region runs from base 54 to 383 and encodes 109 amino acids.